CACUUGCUGGUUACAACAUUCUGGUGAAUGGUCGGGUAGACAGUCCAUACAAGAAGACAUGGUUUAUGGACCUUUAUGGUUACCAAUGUCAAAACUUCUGAACAAAGACGUUUUUUACAAUAGGACACAGAUAUUGAUCUACUAGAAUUGUGUAGGCCUUGACAUAGACUGAUCAAAACCACUCUGUGCUGGACAAUAAUUUUGGUUUGAAGAGUCAGCGAUAAAAAAGGAACACACAGAAUGACGGAGGUGAGAUUGAAUCUACCGUCACCAGAGUUCACUGCCCGUCACAAUCUACCCGUACCCGUCUACCCGGUACUCAGUGAUAUUUUACCCCCUUAGUCUCCAGUGGGCUAUAUAGAGUUCACUGGAGUCUCCACGAUAAUAUUCAAAAUGGCCUCCAAGUCUAGUAAUAACACGUGGACAAAAAAGACAAUAGUGCAAUAUUUUAUUUAAAUGUCUUGGAAAUAUUAUUAAACUACAGAAUACAAACGUUAAGAUAUGUGAUGAAUAAGGAAAAAUCAACCAGCUUGCACCACAGCGCAUCUGUACCUUUAUUGCAAGACAAAACCCUUGAAUUAAAAGAUUUUUCAGAUACAAAUGUUGUACGAGAACAGAGUUUGUAUCAUUUCAUUGACGAGGAAAAGACGUCAAGGACUUCAAGAAGACUGGCAGGUCUCUUCGGAAAGUCACCAAGAGAACUUCAUUCAGAUUAUGCCAAUAUAUCGUUACAUCAGGCUGCAAGAGAUGGAAGAGUUGACCUUGUUGAAAAAAAGCUUCAAUUAUUAGGAAAGAAUUCUACCAAAAUUAGUCAACAGGAUAAAGAUGGCUCGACUGCUUUGCACUAUGCUGUCAGAUACAAUCAUCUUAAUAUUGUCAAGAAGUUAGUGGAGUGGGGAGCAUGUGUUGGUUCAAAGGGAGAGAAUGGUGCUACACCUCUCCAUCUUGCUGCAAGGUUUCAAGUAGACAGACCCAUUGAGUCUGUUAAAGGUACAUCAAGAACUGUCACACCUGAAGAGACGCCAAAAUGUUCAAAGAAACAACUAGAAGCUAAAUUAGCUUCUGAAAAAUUGUCGACAAACAAUACAUCACAAAAGUCAUACUUAAAACCUCCAAGCUUUGGACUUAGAAAAAGGGAUAGUGGAGGUAUUGAACGCAAAAUUUUAAAGAAUGCAAUAGAUGCUUUGAUGAAGGAAUCCAUCAUUUCAUACCUCCUUUCUCGAAAAGCAAGCGUGAACGGCUGUGAUGACUUUGGAUGCACUCCUCUUCAUUAUGCUGUGUCAAAAUGUAAUGAAAAUGCUGUUGUACAAUUACUAGAAGACAAAAACAUUGAUCUUGAGGCAAAAGACAAGACAGAAAUGACAGCAUUGCACUGUGCAGCAUUAGAGGGCUCAGUGAAAAUUGCCAAAUUGUUAGUUGAUGCUGGUGCAUGUUUACGAUGCUUUGAUGAAGAAGGAAUGACUCCUUUACAUUUUUCAGCAAUGGAAGGUAGUCUGGAUGUAGCAAAAUAUCUUUUUGAAGUUGCUGAAAAUAAAGGUGGAUGGGAAACUCUAUCCAAGAUGGUCUUAGAUCAAGACAGAGAAGAACAAACUGCAUUGCAUCUGGCUGUGGAAAAUGGCCAUUAUGAAAUUGUAAAGCUUCUCAUUGAGAAGGGAACAAAUGUGAAUUGUGUCAAGGCAAAUCUGGUGGCACCAUUACAUCUUGCUACUACAAAUGGACAUUUAGAUAUUGUUAAACUUUUGCUCAAUUAUGAUGCAAAUAUUGAAGCUAAGACAGCCAUGCAAAGAACUCCUUUAAUGAAGGCAGCAACAUUCAACAGAAUUGAGAUUUUGAACUAUUUGUGGAAAAAAGGAGCAAACCUGGAGUGUCGCGAUCGUGACAAGAAUACUCCAUUAUUGAUAUCUGGGAAGAAGAACCAUAUUGAGUCAAUGAUGUUCUUGUUAGAACAUGGUGCUGACCUCAGUGCAAAAGACAAAAAUGAUAGAAAUGUUUUUCAUCAUGUUGCUGUUGAAGGAUGCCUUGAAACAUUAAAGUAUCUUCUGAAUGAUAAACGCAGCAAGAAAUUAUUGAAUGAACCUGACAAGUUUGAAGAUACAGCACUACAUUUAGCAGCAAGCAAAGGAUUUGAUGAGAUAGUUCAUGUUAUGUUAGAAAGUGGAGCUGUGAUUGAUGCUAAAAAUGAUCAAGAUCUUACUCCACUGCACCUUGCUGCAAAGAAUGGAAGAACAAGAGUGACAAUGAUAUUAAUCAAGCAAGAUCCUUCAAUUAUGAAUGAUGAAGAUGAUUGUUCAAACACACCACUUCAUCUUGCUGCCCUGCACGGCCAUAUCCGAGUUGUUGAAUUGUUGCUUAACCAAGGAGCAGCUAUUGAUGCCAGAAACAACACGUUAUGGACGCCAUUAGAUUGUGCGGCGGCUGAAGGAUGGACAAGAACUGCCACAAUUCUUCUUAAUAAAGGUUCUCCUGUUGAUCCUUUAGAUAAAUCAAAGACUACUCCACUUCAUCUCGCGUGUCGAGAAGGACAUCCUGAUAUGGUGAAAUUACUUUUUUCAAGAAAAGCUGACCUCACAAUGACUGAUCACGAAGGAAAAAAUUGUUUGGAUAUUGCUAUCGAUCAUGGACGGAAAGAUGUUGUCUUGGAAAUUCUUAAACACGCUCAAUGGAAGAAAGUUAUGAGAAAUCGUACAACAGACGGAGUCACAGUAACUACUCCAAUGAGAAAACUCAUAAAGAAACUUCCAGAUCUUGCAAUGAAAGUGUGUGAUCGUUGUUUUCAUGCAAAGGAACCCGUGAAUCAUUUGGAUUACAACAUCACGUUAAAUUACGAGUUCUUGGACGAUAUUAAUGCUGAAUGGUUUGAAAACGAUACCUGCACUGAUACUGCAGCAGAUGACGGACACGCUAUGGAAGAUAUCGUUUAUAAGAUUAAGAAGGCUUUACCUGAAAACUCAACAAGACAGCUCCAGACAAAACAAAAUCAUCCUCUUAUACUAAUGGUUUCAUUUGAACGAGAGAAACUCUUGAAACAUCCAUUGGUCACAUUCUUACUACGACACAAAUGGCGUCGUUAUGGUCGUUAUGUUUAUUAUGCGAGUUUUACCUUCUACAUGGUAUUUCUACUGUUCCUAACUGGUUAUGCUUUGGUUACUAAUAAGAAAUUCCCUCCUGGUCACUGUGUUGCCCCACAAUGUAACUGCAGCUUGUUUCAUGGAAUUGAAGCAAAGAACGGGUUUGAAACAUUCUGGAUCAACGUUGGUCGUACCAUCAUAUUAAUCAUAACAAGUUUCGUCCUUAUUAUUAAGUUAUUCAAAGCUGUUUGUUUAUGGCGAUUAUUUCUCACUUGGCAUGAGUUGCUUGAACUAGGAACAUAUAUAUCUGCGAUCGUAUUUGUCACGAAUAAAAGUAAACGAACACAGUCAUCAAGCUGUUUCUAUCUUCACAACAGCAUUGGUGCGGCGUCCUUGUGUCUUGCAUGGUUCACGCUUGUCUUGUCAAUGAGAAAAUUUCCAAAACUUGGUAUUUACGUCGUCAUGUUCACUGAGAUGUUCCGGACGUUUGCCCAGUUCUUCGUUGUGUUACUUCUUUUUAUAAUUGCAUUUGGUUUGGGAUUCCAUGUUCUCUUGUACAACCAGGUUCCAUUUUCAACGCCAGGUCGUUCAAUGUUGAAAACUACAAUGGGAAUGUUAGGAGAAUACGAAUAUGACACUGUAUACAAUGAAGGAUAUGUUCCUCCUGUCACCUGGGCUGUCUAUGUUGGUUUUCUGGUUAUCAAUUGUGUCAUCAUUGUCAAUUUACUUAUUGGAUUGGCUGUUGAUGAUAUUAAAGGCGUUCAAGACAAAGCUGCUCUUAAACGUUUAGCAAUGCAGGUUGAUUUGGCGUUGGAUGUGGAGAAAGUUCUUCCGUUGUUUCUUCGCCGAAAACUUGUCACGAUGAAGGAAACAGUUUAUCCAAAUAGAGAAGGAUAUCGGAGUAUCUGGUCUUUCUGGCACCAGACUCUCACAACUCCAGCACAAGUUAUUAAUGAUGCUUUAUAUCCUGCAACGUCACCAAUUGAGAGAAUUCAUAAACAACAAGAGCUUCUACAAUAUGAUGUGACCAAGAUGAAGACGAGGUUGAAAACGUUGCAGACUCGUACUGUUCGUCUGGAGGCCAUGUUGAAGGCGAUCCUAGGACAUCAUGGCAUUGAUAUCAAACCUGAAAUUGACGAAGACGAUGCAGAACUUAAGUGGGAUACUUCAGAUGAUGAAGAUAGAUAUAUUCCAGGGUAGAAUCUGGUGUACGAAAUAGAAUUAUAAAUUCUAUUGGUCUAUAAAUUCUAUUUCUGAUAGAAUGGGGUCAACGAAUUAGAGAAUGGAGUGAGUAAAAAGUAAAAACUUCUGGUAAAAAGUUUGGCAUAAUUUGCCAUGUCCCUGCCUGAAAAAUGUAAACAAAUAUGUGGAUUUUUUCAAAAUUAAAUUCCUUCCUGUUGA
This is a messenger RNA of Dendronephthya gigantea, 4469 nucleotides long. RefSeq names its product transient receptor potential cation channel subfamily A member 1 homolog. The transcript has 21 exons. The record is from RefSeq and is a predicted model, not a curated record. Gene Ontology annotation, molecular function: protein binding; monoatomic ion channel activity. The coding region runs from base 507 to 4268 and encodes 1253 amino acids. Gene Ontology annotation, cellular component: membrane. Gene Ontology annotation, biological process: monoatomic ion transport; transmembrane transport. Lineage: Eukaryota; Metazoa; Cnidaria; Anthozoa; Malacalcyonacea; Nephtheidae.